AUGUCUUAUAGAAACCCCAAUGUGGAGAAUCCUCAAGACCAAGUGUAUCCUCCAAGGUAUCCACAACAACAAAGACCUCCUUACCAAUCUCAAGGAAGUCAAUUUCAGCCAAGGCAAGGAUAUGAGCAGAGAUCAUCAUAUCCGCCCAAGGAGCCAUAUGCUUCUUCACCAAAUCAAGCUCCUCCAAACCAACAAGGUGGAAGAUUUGAAGGAAUCCUCCAACAGAUCAUGGAUGGCCAGAAGAGAAACACUAAAGAGAUGUAUGAGAAGAUGGACACUUUGUUCAGCAAUCUCAACACCAAGUAUGAUGCUGUUGCCACUCAUGUGAAGAAACUAGAGACUCAAGUCACUCAAACUAUGGAAGCUGUUAAGAGACAGGAAGCUGAAUCCAAGAAGUCCUUUUGCAACUCAGCCGCCAUAGAAGAAAGAUUUGAAGACCAAGUUCCAGAAUGGAUGCUUUCAAAACCUACUGUUGAUUGCAUGAUUUGGCCUGAAGAGAAUUACCCAGAGAGAGAGUCCAAUCGAGCUAGAAAGAGAAGACUCUUCCCAAAGAUUAUCCCCAAGACAGAUAACUCAGGAAAGUUUGUUGUGCCUUGUAUCAUCAAAGGUAACAUUCUUGAGCAAUCUUUGUGUGACACAGGAGCCAAUGUGAACAUCAUGUCUAAGAGGAUAGCUGACAAGAUAGGCCUCACCAAGAUAGAGCCAUCAUCCAUCUCCAUCAACUAUGCUGAUUCAUUCUCACAAACCCCUAUGGCUUUGUGCCUAAUGUGA
Messenger RNA from Microthlaspi erraticum, 771 nucleotides. The record is from the annotation of a GenBank genome assembly. NCBI's taxonomy places the organism in Eukaryota, Viridiplantae, Streptophyta, Magnoliopsida, Brassicales, Brassicaceae.